Molecule: messenger RNA, 2250 nt
Organism: Naumovozyma dairenensis CBS 421
Lineage: Eukaryota; Fungi; Ascomycota; Saccharomycetes; Saccharomycetales; Saccharomycetaceae
Gene: PET127
Product: Pet127p
Exons: 1
Coding region: 1-2250 (749 amino acids)
Biological process (GO): mitochondrial RNA 5'-end processing
Cellular component (GO): mitochondrial envelope; mitochondrion
Source: RefSeq, a predicted model, not a curated record
AUGUUGCAGAUUACAAAGUUAGGUAAAAAUAGAAUAAAGAAGAAGUUAUCAAUUUACCUUCAUUUUGGAACUUAUACCUACCAGACUACACAGCAGCGAGCAACCACAAGCAAGAAAGAUGAUCAACUCUCCAGAGAUGGCAUAAAUAGUCUUGUAUCCCAAGUAAGCAAAUCUCUUAAGGAAAAAAAUACGUUACCAAUAGAUGAUAUCCUCACGACAGUGAAGACAUUCUCUCUCAUUAAGGAUAUCCGAACUGAGGCAAGAAGGCAAAAGGAGAUAACGAAGAAGACAAAUCUUGGUCAAGGAAAGACCCAGGGUCGUGAUGUUUUUAUCACAUUGGACACUGUAAAUACAAAACAAAAGUCGAUAACUCUUGAUGAAUCUCAACCGACUCAUCAUCCACCUCAAUUAGCGUAUGGGCUUGAAAGGACAUUAUUUCAACCAAUGACAUUACAUCUCCUUCGAGAUCCUCGAAGUAAAGUAUAUAAUUUUGAAGAAGAGGUAGAAACCAUACAACCUGAUAUGUUAAAACGACGGACCCUUGAACAGGAUUCAUUGUUCAUCACACCACAUAGAGAUCAAGCAUUAUUAACAAUGGCAACGAAGUUCAACAAGAAAUAUAUGUCAUCAACUAGUUCAAUGACAUCUGUUUUAUCUCAUUUGCAUUUCUUAUUAUCAAAUUUCCGAAAGUUAAAUAUUGUUGAUUCCUCGAUUUCAAAACAUUUUCCACAAAAGGAUUGUAAUUUUACUAGGGGAGCACAAUUUCCUGCCUCAAUCAUAUUAAGGAAGAUGUCAGAUACAGUUUAUUCCAUUGAUUCAGAUAGAAGUUUAGAUCGAGAAAUUAUUUUAUCAAUUUUAGGUCAUUCUUUGGAAGAAUUCUUAACUCUGCAGAAAGAUAAAGAUUUGCCGGAAAGUUAUCAUUAUUCCAAAAUUGAUGAUUUUAUCUUGAGAUCACAAUUAGAUGCAUACAAUGAUAAAUUACCAGGGACAGGUGUAUUUGAUCUGAAAACGAGAGCCGUUACAGCAAUUAGACACGAUUUAUCAUAUGUGGAGAAUAAUAAUAAUUUUACAGGUUAUGAUAUAAAUAAAAUAUAUGGAGUUUAUGAAUCAUUAGAGCGUGAAUUUUUCGAGUUAAUUAGAAGCACUUUAUUAAAGUAUUCUCUUCAGGCACGUAUUGGAAAAAUGGAUGGGAUCUUUGUUGCGUAUCAUAACAUUUCCAAAAUAUUUGGAUUCCAAUAUUUACCGUUGGAGGAAAUGGAUUAUUUAAUACAUUCGAGUUGCACUGGAAAUUUCAGGAAUAAAAUCAAAUCACGAGAAAAAGUUAUGAAGGGUAUUUAUGGACAUUCAGAAUUCAUUGUGAAACAUCAGCGACAGGAUCGUGAAAUAGCAACGGAAGUUGCAGAAAAAGAAUUUAAAAUGUCUAUUGUAUUAUUCAAGAAUAUUUUGAAUCAUAUACAGAAAACUCUCAAAAAAAGGAAUUUAAAUUGGCAAAAAUGUAAAAUUAUGUUGAAGACAGAAUCAAAGAGGAAAAGGAUAUAUAAUAAUCUGGAAUUAAAUGUACCGAUACUCACGGUAGUUGCUUUGCCACUUUCGGAUGAUUACGUAGAUAUACCGUUAUCAACGAAAUCUUCAGAGGAAUCAUUGGAGCAAAUUUCAAAAAUUCGAGAGAAAAAUCUGAAGUUAUUAGAAGAGAAAUCUCAAUCUUUGAUUGGAUUUGAAGCCCAAGUAUCUCAUUUGAUUCAACAUCAUCCGUUAACUUUAACAAUACCGUCGUUUGCUAAAGUGGGGAAUAAAAUAUUGUCUGCAGAGUCUUGUAACUUUAUUUCCAAGAAGAUUAAUAAAGAUUAUUAUGGGAACCUACCUAGUUGGAAGACUCCGAAUUUUUUCCAUCCACUAGACGUUUCUACUUGGAAAUGUAACAUCAAUAUUAGUGACAUUACAAACUCAGAAAAGUUGAAACAAUUCUAUAUAUCGUGUCUCAAUGAGAAAUUAAGUUCAUUGGAACAACAGUCUAAUCUAGAUGAUACUAUGUUAGUUGAUCAAAGUACUGAAGUAUCAGAAAGGAUAGAGAAAUUUAUGAAUAAAGGGAAGAACAUUGAAAAAGUGAACGAUGAUCAUUGUGCUAAUGAUAGAUCAAAGAAGGCAAGCAAAGUUAGUGGUAAGAAUAGAUUGCCUUCUCAUUAUCAAAAAAUAUUACGUGCCUACGGUUUGAAAGGUUCUGAACGAACGAAGAUCAAUACAGGCAGUUGA